This is a messenger RNA of Myotis lucifugus (little brown bat), 1298 nucleotides long. RefSeq names its product coenzyme Q10A (gene COQ10A). NCBI's taxonomy places the organism in Eukaryota, Metazoa, Chordata, Mammalia, Chiroptera, Vespertilionidae. Bases 41 to 655 code for a protein of 204 amino acids. Gene Ontology annotation, cellular component: mitochondrion. Gene Ontology annotation, molecular function: ubiquinone binding. The transcript is spliced from 5 exons. Gene Ontology annotation, biological process: ubiquinone biosynthetic process; cellular respiration. The record is from RefSeq and is a predicted model, not a curated record.
GCCCGGCCCCGCCCCGGGCCCUCCGCGACCGCCGGGACCAAUGAGAUGUCUGAUUUCCUGCAGCCUCCUCUUACCCAGGACUGCCCAAGUCUUGGCGGCGGAGGGUGGCUUACCGCCCAGCCGUUCCUUCAUGGGCUUUGCUGCCUCCUUCACCAACAAGAGAAAGGCUUACUCCGAGCGUAGGAUCAUGGGGUACUCCAUGCAGGAGAUGUUCGAGGUGGUUUCCAAUGUCCAGGAGUACUGCGAGUUUGUGCCAUGGUGUAAGAAGUCUCUGGUGGUAUCCAGCCGUAAAGGUCACCUGAAGGCCCAGUUGGAGGUCGGCUUUCCACCUGUCAUGGAACGUUAUACCUCUGCUGUUUCCACCGUCAAACCUCACAUGGUCAAGGCGGUUUGCACUGAUGGCAAGCUCUUCAAUCACUUAGAGACCAUUUGGCGGUUCAGUCCUGGUAUUCCUGCCUACCCCCGAACUUGCACUGUGGACUUUUCGAUUUCCUUUGAAUUUCGUUCUCUGCUGCACUCCCAGCUGGCCUCCAUGUUUUUUGAUGAGGUUGUCAAAAAGAAUGUUGCUGCCUUCGAGCGCCGGGCAGCCACCAAGUUUGGUCCAGAAACAGCCAUACCCCGUGAACUGAUGUUCCAUGAGGUGCACCACAGUUGAGGCAAAAGACUGUUCCUUAGCUUCUCCUUUACUCUCCCUCUCCACCCAAUUUUUAUUUAUUUCAAUGGACUCCUGCCCCAAUCUGAGAUAGAGUCUGUGUUUAUAAUACUGUUUUCCCUCAGUUCUCCAGAAAAGGGGCUCUAAGCUAGCUGGAAAUGCUGGGGGAAGAAAAGGCAGGGGGUGUGGAAGGGACACAUGCUAAGAAAUGGUCAGGCUCAUCUUGAGAGCCCUCUAAGCCUGAUGCCUGCAGCCUUCACACUGAAUUAUAAUUAGGACUGUGUGGUUAUCCCUGAGCCCUGUCAAGGUACCUUAGUGUCUGACCAGGGAAAAUAGCAACUUUUCUUAAGGAUUGAAUAAAUUGAGCUUUUUCCUCUACACAGAGGAACUGGAUGGUCAAUUACUUUUGCUUGCUUGAAAUGCCUCAGGGGAUGCUAGAGCUCUGGCCACAGCUUAAAAUCACAUCACCUCACUUCUAAGAUAUUUCCAUGCUAGUGGAGAGCCUGGGGCUUUCUUAUCAUCAGUGCCACGGGGUGAGAAAAAAAAAAAAAGCACUGAACAGAGUUAUACUUUUGGGAUGUACCGUAUUCUUCCACUUGGCCUGAGUUUUUAUAAAAUGUCAAUAAAUUAAUUGUGGCAAUGUGAA